Molecule: messenger RNA, 3060 nt
Organism: Seriola dumerili (greater amberjack)
Lineage: Eukaryota; Metazoa; Chordata; Actinopteri; Carangiformes; Carangidae
Exons: 8
Coding region: 1020-2090 (356 amino acids)
Source: RefSeq, a predicted model, not a curated record
UAUCUAGUGCUCUCUGUUGCUAAAACUUUCUCUGAAUUUUCCAAAAGUUUUCCUGUUUCUGCUGUCCUCUCUUCCCUCUCCUUUCACAAAGACCUGUUCCUUCAUUACCUGCGUUUAGCUACGGGAAGAGAGUAGUGGAGGGAGGUACAGAAAACACCUUGGCCCAACCUGCCGCACCUUCAUUCCCUCGGGAUUUUCCACAUCCGAGCACAGACCUCCGCUUUGUUGUGACGUUCUCUGAAAUCACUCAGGUCUAGAGGAGAUAAAGGGGGUGAUCUACCUCUCUGUACCUGGCUUUGGAUGUUUGGAGAGGCAGAUAUUUCCCACGCUGCUUUUCCCUUUUUUUUCUGAAUGGAAAAUGGAGUCGCGAUGUGAACUGGGAUGUAAAUACACAAACAGACAGGCUUGACUGUGGCAGAGCAAGUCCCAGCAAAAGAGAGAAGAGGUAACACUUAAUAUAGUUUUCUGCAAGACUGAAAGCUGCUCUCCUAUUUUUUUUUUUUUUACUUCCAGAGUUGAAGGAAAACUAAGUUUUUGAUUGAGACUUGUGUCAGGGUCUUUUAAAUGGAUGAUAAUGUGUUUGAUGAUGGGAAAGUCUUUCUCUGGGACGCUGCUGCUUAGGAUGUCACAUCCAUCAUUGUGAAUGCUGCAGUGGAGUAGUGUUGUCACAGUGCAAACACAUGGCCGGUCAGACUAUUUACUUCUUCACUGACAGCAAAUAAUAGACUGUGUUCCAGGAAGUUUGUGUGACCUGAGCCAUAAAAUUAUGGAAAGAGUGGAUGGACCCUGCUCAGAUGAAAGGACUAUAUCUCGCUUUGUAUGACGUCAGAAGCCUUUUUCUGCAAUUACCUUCCGCUUGCUGAAAAUGACAACUGAAAGCCAGAUCACACAUCCAGCUUUUUAAAUCACCCACAAAAUCCCUUUAUCUCUAAUAAGGCUGAACUUCAAUUUCUCUGUUGACCCAGUUCCCAUGGUGACCCUAGUGCCAGGACAACCAGCUGUGUGAGUUUUUUUCAACCAUGCAGUAUUUGGGAGGGAAACUGUCGGCCGCCCAGCUGCAGGUGGCAGGCUGGGUGGGCAGCGUACGGCGCUCCUUGCAAGACGCUCUGGAGCUGGUGUGGGGCCCUGCAGAAGAGAAGCAGGAGGAGGGAGAAGAGAAUGAAGAACAAGAAGAAGAAGAAGAACGUGAAGAUGGAGGAGGAAGGUUUCAGAGAGCCAUGACACCGCUUCGUAGCUUCGCCAGACGUAGCAGGAGAUCCCUGCGCCGCUUCUCCACCAGAAGUCGGCAAACUCUACAAAGGAGAGCCACUGGAACCCGCUCUACACAGGUUAAAAGUUACUUUUUAAACGGAGAAGACAAAGACACUGAUGCUUUGACAGACAGUGAGCCAGGCCAGCAGAAUGGGGGCCGUGAACAGACAUCUGACAGUGACAGCCCAAAGCACAUCCCUGACCAAGUUCCUGAAGUCUCGUCUCAAGAUGUUGAUAGCACUGAUUUUCAGAGUGAGCCAGCGUUGGCUUCUUUCCCUGAGAGCUCCACUCCUCUGCUUGACACCAGUGCACAGAGAUCCAAGGCAGAUGUUGGUAAGAGGCGAAUCCGAACUCGCCCGUCACGCUCGCUCCGUGCAGGGUCGACUCAGAGGGAAAGCCCGGACUGGAGGGCUUGUGACUCAGCAGAUGGAAAGAAAGCAUCUUCCACGCAAAGGGAGUCAGAUUCUGAUGAGGAACAGCCGAAAACAAAGAUAGUCUGCUCUCCUCCUCCCGCCUCACAAAGAGUCCCCAUGUUCCCUGGUCUGAACCCUGCAGCCUUGAUUGCUCAACUAAAAAGGAGAACAGGUGGGGGAGGAGCUGAUGGAGGAGAGGAAACAGAAGAAGACAAGGGAAGGGAAGAGAAGGCAAGUCAACGUGAGGAAAAGGCACCGUCACCCUCACAACUCUCCCACUCUCCUCGCUCUGCCGCUCAUCUCGCAGGGGCUGCACGGGUGCUGCCACCCUUAGGCGGCACAGACAAAGGUGCCAACUCUUCUCCUGCUUGGCUGAAAGAACUGAAGUCUAAGAAGCGUCUGAGUCAGCAUGGCAGCGAGGCUUAACCAGACACAGGAGACACUGUGUUGUUGUUGUUGAACAACAAUCAAUCCAUCUCGGUUGCUGCUGCUGCUGACAGACACCUUGCCAUGAUUGCUCCAUUUUGCACUUUGAGUGCCUUAUUUUGGACCUUUAAUGGUAUAUGCAGAAGGGGAACUCGCUGAGGCCAUCACGAACUUUUCAUCUUGUAAAUGAAAUAGUGCCAAGGCUAUGUGCCAAGACUGAUGUGUUAAUAAUGCCAAGUGCAUGUUUUAUCGACUGUUGUACAGAGGCUCAAUGGAGGGUGAAUACCCCAAUAUGAUUUAGAGCAAAGCCAUACACUGUGUUGUUGUUUCAGUGUGUAAGUCCAUCAUGUACUCAGAGGGAAUGAUGACACUAGGCCUUUAACAGGGUAUAUAGCAUCACACACACACCUACACUGUAUAUACAGGAAAUACUGAAUAUAAAUAAUGGAUCGCACCUUGUGUGUAUUUAGUUGAAAUUUUAUAAAAUGUCUUUUACAUUAUUUUACCAAUCACAGAUCUCAAGUAAACCUACCUAGCACUUUAAAAAAAAAAAACAUUAUAAAGAAUUACCUUCUAUACAGUGCAUCCAAGCAAUAGAAUAAUCACGUACAUAACUGUAGUAACUGGGUCAGGGGAAUUUGUUCAGUUUAUAACAACAUGAAUGCCUCUCUUCUCUUUAAAAUAAGGUUCCACAAAAUGUAAAGAUGCAGGCCCUGGUUUUAUUAAAACACCCAGAAGCUGGUCAGGCCGUCAACAGUCAGAUGGGAGGAACUCUUUGGCAUGCUAUAACAGAAUCAGGAAAGAAUGUUUUGUAAAAUCUUUAAUCCAGAAAAAUGCAUUUGUCUGCUUGAGAUUCUUUUUCAGUGCCUUUUUAAUGUUUUUGAUUGACUGUCAUCAAUGCUGUAAUCAUUUAUGGUCAACAUACUGUAUGAUAAGAGGAAAUUGAGGGAAUUUUAUUAAAAAGUUUUCU